Messenger RNA from Chaetomium globosum CBS 148.51, 2142 nucleotides. RefSeq lists its product as uncharacterized. Gene Ontology annotation, biological process: proteolysis. NCBI's taxonomy places the organism in Eukaryota, Fungi, Ascomycota, Sordariomycetes, Sordariales, Chaetomiaceae. The transcript is spliced from 7 exons. Gene Ontology annotation, molecular function: serine-type endopeptidase activity. The record is from RefSeq and is a predicted model, not a curated record. Bases 1 to 2142 code for a protein of 713 amino acids.
AUGACCCUCACAGCCAACAAAUUCACCCCCGAGGUGAUGCUCUCGGCACCUCGACGAUCGUCGGGAGUGCCCAAUGCCUCGGGGACGCUGGUUUUGUAUACGAUGUCCACAUACUGCUUCGAGGAGCACAAGAACUCUCCCCAGAUCCGAAUUCUCGAAAUCGACUCUGGGAACUCGAUCACCGUCUUCGAAGGGACUGGCGCGAGCGAGCCUGUCUGGGUUGAGGAUGAAGUGGUUCUCUAUCUUAAGAGUGGGGACAACGGCAACACCACGCUGGUCGCCUGGACUAACGGAUCCGAGCCAUAUGAAGUUGGAUCGGUCAAGGGCCCCAUCUCCAAUCUGAAGGUCAAGAAGCUCUCGGACGGCACCGUGGCUUUUGUCUGUUCGGCUGCGACAACCUCCCAAGGAAAACUGCACAACCCCGAGGCGGAGAAGAAGCCGCAAUCCAGUGCCAAAGUCUACACCAACCUCUUCGUCCGUCAUUGGGAUUCUUGGAACUCCGAGAACGCCAGUUCCCUCUUCUACGGUGUGAUCGAUAAGAAAGACGACAAGUAUUCACUCCGAGAUAACGCCCUCCACAAUGCUCUGGCGGGGACUAAGCUCUCCUCCCCUGUGCCGCCGUUCGGAGGCACCGGUGAUUUUGAUAUUGGCCCGUUGGGGUUGGUGUUCGUGGCCAAAGACCCGGAGCUCAGCCCGGCCAUCUACACCAAGACGGACCUCUACUACAUCCCCCUGAAAACCUUCACCGAACCCAACCCGCCCUCCCCACAAAUCGUCAAGACACCCGGCCUCGAAGGCUACUCCAACGGUCCCGUCUUUUCCCACUGCGGCCGCAAGGUCGCCUUCACCCGCAUGCGCAGCAACCAACGGAGGAGUUCUAUGCCACCGACGACGGCAACGGGCGGCUGGGACAGCCGCCCAGAGUCCAUCCUCUGGAGCCACGACGACGCCAGACUCUACGUCACGGCCGAGGACCGCGCCCGCACCCUCAUCUUCUCCCUCCCCUCCACCCCCUCACAAGCCGGCACGUCCCUCCCCACCGCCAUCAAAACCCCCGACGGCAGCGUCCGCGCCCUCUACCUCUUCGCGGACCCCUCCAACAAAACAGCCUCCCAAACCGCCAAAUCUCACCACCUCUUCAUCACCACCGCCUCCCUCAUCGACAACGCCUGCUACUCCGUCACCGACCCCGCCACCGCCACCUCCACCGUCCUCUUCUCCGCCUCCAAGCACGGCAAAGCCUUCAACCUCUCCCCCAACUCCAUCUCCACCAUCACCGUCCCCGGCCCAGGCGGCGCCGACUCCUACCCCAUCGACGCCCUCGUCAUCCGCCCCUCCACCUACUCCCCCUCCGACGCCGAAAACAACAAAAAGAAAUACCCGCUCUGCUUCCUCAUCCACGGCGGGCCCCAGGGCGCCUGGCAGAAUUCCUGGUCCACCCGCUGGAACCCGGCUGUUUUUGCGGAACAGGGCUAUGUGGUCGUGUGUCCCAACCCGACGGGUAGCACGGGCUAUGGCAUGGCGCUGCAGGACGGGAUUCGCGGGGAGUGGGGGGGCAGGCCGUACAAUGAUCUGGUGAGGUGUUUUGAGUGGGUGGUGGAGAAUAUGGGCGAGGUGGAUGGGGAGAGGGCGGUCGCGUUGGGGGCGAGUUAUGGCGGGUUUAUGAUUAACUGGAUCCAGGGCCACCCGCUCGGGCGCAAGUUCAAGGCGCUGGUGUGCCACGACGGCGUGUUCAGCACGCUGAACCAGUGGUGUACCGAGGAGCUGUUCUUCCCCAUCCACGACUUUGAGGGCACCCUGUACGACAACCGGCCUGCGUACGAGAAGUGGGAUCCUGCGCGCUUUAUCGACCAGUGGGCGACGCCGCAGUUGCAUGGCCAUGGCCACGACCACGCCGAGCAGACCAUCCACAGCGAGCUGGACUACCGCCUGCCCAUCACCGAGGGCCUGGCCGCGUUCAACGUGCUGCAGGCGAGGAACGUGCCGAGCAAGCUGCUCAUGUUCCCCGACGAGAACCACUGGGUGCUGAAGCACGAGAACUCGCUCGUCUGGCAUCGCGAGGUGCUCGGCUGGAUUAACAAGUAUUCCGGCAUUGAGGAGGAGCAGAGGCUGGCGGAGGGGACGGAGAAGCUGAAGGUAUAA